CUACAACCACCACUUUUCCCUCUCCAACCUUUAGAUCUGCAAAACGGCAGUGAUCCUUUGCGUGAGCCUCUUUUUGACUGCUACACAUCUCACCCCUACAUUUCAAAUAUGUCUGAGACCUCUGCUGCCUGGCCCCUCGCCGACGAGGCCCUUACCCAGAACCUGCUCGACCUCGUGCAGCAGGCUUCUCACUACCGCCAGCUGAAGAAGGGCGCCAACGAGGCCACCAAGACCCUUAACCGCGGUACCUCCGAGCUGGUCAUCCUCGCUGCGGACACCUCUCCCCUUGCCAUCCUCCUCCACAUCCCUCUCCUCGCUGAGGACAAGAACAUCCCCUACGUCUUCGUGCCCAGCAAGCUUGCUCUUGGCCGUGCUACCGGUGUCUCUCGCCCCGUGAUUGCGGCCAGCAUUACCAGCAACGAGGCCAGUGACCUCAUGGGCCAGAUCCGUACCAUCAAGGACAAGGUCGAGAGACUGAUGAUCUAAGGAUUGACCCGACUAUGGGACUCCGUUAAGGAAGGAUUAUGUUUCCUCUCGUUGCCGGGGAAGAACGACAGGGUCGCUCUAGGCUUUGACGGACCAUGACAGGUCAUGACGGAUUGUGGUUUCGCAUUAGGAAACGAGCAUUAUCCAAUAUAGCUGGAUGGUGUAAUUGAUCCCGGAUACUCGAUUGGCGCCUGUUGGACUCUUGUAUGUUAGUGCAGAAAAUAAAAGUCUUCAUGACAAAAUCUCCCAGGUCUCUUGUCAUUGUGAGCCUGAGUUGCCUUAUUUCAGGCGACUGG
Aspergillus sclerotioniger CBS 115572 is the source of this 782-nucleotide messenger RNA. Its product is annotated as SNU13 family protein. The record is from RefSeq and is a predicted model, not a curated record. NCBI's taxonomy places the organism in Eukaryota, Fungi, Ascomycota, Eurotiomycetes, Eurotiales, Aspergillaceae. Gene Ontology annotation, molecular function: RNA binding. Gene Ontology annotation, biological process: mRNA splicing, via spliceosome; ribosome biogenesis; maturation of SSU-rRNA. The coding region runs from base 109 to 486 and encodes 125 amino acids. The transcript has 3 exons. Gene Ontology annotation, cellular component: nucleolus; box C/D methylation guide snoRNP complex; U4/U6 x U5 tri-snRNP complex.